Trematomus bernacchii (emerald rockcod) is the source of this 4602-nucleotide messenger RNA. RefSeq names its product calcium binding protein 39, like 1 (gene cab39l1). Gene Ontology annotation, biological process: intracellular signal transduction. The transcript is spliced from 9 exons. Lineage: Eukaryota; Metazoa; Chordata; Actinopteri; Perciformes; Nototheniidae. Gene Ontology annotation, molecular function: protein serine/threonine kinase activator activity. Bases 352 to 1383 code for a protein of 343 amino acids. The record is from RefSeq and is a predicted model, not a curated record.
GAGAGUUUGAGCAGAAGAGAACAGGGAAAUGAAGUUGUCAGACAGGCCAGCCCAGCAACUCUCGCUCCAUAACUAGGCAGCUAGCAAGUUAGGUGACAGGCGGUCACGAGUGGAGAUUUAUAUGAAAUACAACAGCUAUGAAGGUCGUCCGUUUGAACAACUUGUAGCUACAAUUGGUACGUAUUAGAGAGCUACACCCAGAGAUCUCAGAUAACGUUCAAAGUAGCGUUACAGUGGACAAAAGUGAGGACAACUUGCUAGCCUGCUAGCUAACCUUUAGCCGCCGAGCCUCCUUCAGCUUCAACACCACAGUUCACUCGAGAUUUGGGCUUGUAACACCAGCUUUCAGUCAUGCCUUUUCCUUUUGGGAAGUCUCAGAAGAGUCCAGCUGAUAUAGUGAGGAGUUUGAAGGAGAAUGUGGCAUACAUGGAAAAGAUGGAUGCUGGGGACAGCAAAAAGUGUGAAAAGGUUGCAGAGGAGGUGUCAAAAAACCUGGCUUCACUGAAGGAGGUACUGAGUGGAACAGGUGACAAGGAGCCUCAAACUGAAGCGGUGGCUCAGCUUGCUCAAGAGCUGUACAACACCAACCUCCUCAUCGCCCUCAUUGCAAACCUGCAGAGGAUUGAUUUUGAGGGGAAGAAGGAUGUGGUUCAUUUGUUCAGCAAUAUUGUGAGACGUCAGAUUGGAACCCGUACACCCACGGUAGAAUACAUCUCUACCCAACAACAGAUCCUCUUCAUGCUUCUGAAAGGAUAUGAGAGUGCAGAAGUGGCUCUGAACUGUGGGAUGAUGCUGAGAGAGUGCCUGCGCCACGAGCCUCUGGCACGGACGGUGCUCUUCUCUGAAGACUUCUACUGCUUCUUCCGUUACGUAGAGCUCUCGACCUUUGACAUUGCCUCAGACGCUUUUGCCUCAUUUAAGGAUCUCCUCACAAGGCACAAGAUUAUGUGUGCGGAUUUCCUGGAGAACAAUUAUGACCGGGUGUUUACAGAAUACGAAAAACUGCUGCACUCUGAGAACUACGUCACCAAACGACAGUCUUUGAAGCUCCUUGGGGAACUUCUUCUGGAUAGGCACAACUUCACUGUGAUGACAAAGUACAUCAGUCGGGCAGAGAACCUGAAGCUGAUGAUGAACCUGCUCAGAGACAACAGCCGGAACAUCCAGUUUGAGGCGUUCCACGUGUUCAAGGUAUUUGUUGCGAACCCCAACAAGACCCAGCCCGUGCUGGACAUCCUGCUGAAGAACCAGACCAAACUGGUGGAGUUCCUGAGCCACUUCCAGACCGACCGGUCAGAGGACGAGCAGUUCUGCGACGAGAAGAACUAUCUGAUUAAGCAGAUCCGGGACCUGAAGAGGCCCGCGGCACCGGAGGAAGCUUAAGGUGCCCGGAAACAAGCGCUCCAUCAGGUGGUUGAGGUUUAAGGUGGUGCUGGCUGGAGCUGCAGAGAGAGAGAGAGAGAGAGAGAGAGAGAGAGAGAGAGAGAGAGAGUCUAAAAAGACAUGCUUCAUUAAAAUCUUAUUAACUACAAAAUAUAGGAAAAAAAGUACUUCCUUCACUUUCUAUUUUUUUUUUUUUGUUUGGAUGUGAAGGUGAUUUCCAUCCAGCAACCUGAGUGGGCCAAUAACUGUUAUUUAAACCAUAGUGCUUAUCUUCUUCUUCUUUAGUGAUAAUGAAAAGUCCGUUCUUGUAAUGUUGGACCUUAAACUGUUAUCCUUUCCACCAAACACCGAUGCUGGCAGAGAGCGUAGAAUGACAGAAACGUCGCCCCAUUCACAGCCAACGUGUGAUCUUUAAAGUCUUUCUCAGAAAACAUGUCUAUAUUUUAGAGAUCGAGAAGUAAAUAUAUUAUUUUUCUAAUGUAUCUUCAUGGUAAACGGCUUAAAACACACUCUCUCUGAACAUUUAGUCCUGCAUAGGUUUGGUUUAUUGCCUUAUUGUAAGCUGUUGUGUUGUACAGGGACUUUAUUGAUUUUUUUAGAUUGGCAGAGUGACAUUCUGGCCGGGUCAGCACAUAGCCAUUUUUUGGUGAUUCAUAUGUAGUUAAUAGGCCUUUUGGUUGCGUGUGUAAGGUCAGAAAUGUGCAGUGCUGUGCUUGCCGAUGCAUUAGCUGCCGCAGGAAGAGGAAAUCAAAACCAUAGAGGAAUCGAUUAAUAAUGCUGCAAUUCUUUUUCUCUUUUUUUUUUCCGGCUGCGCUCAGCGAGGCUUACAUGACUGAAAUAGAAACAUCAGAUAAUGCUGCAGGGUAGCAGCCACCCAUUCAAUGCUAACGCGGACAGCCAGGAUCCACCCAUUGAUCUCAGUGAGAGCCUCUCGUACACAAGCACAGAUAGAAAGCCUUCAUUUAAAAACAACUCAUUUGAAACUACCUGACAGUUCUCAUUUCAACACUGCAUAACAUAAGAUAUAAUGCCGUUUACAAGGAGGUGUUGCCCAUGACGAUGCAUCAUAAGUAUGUUACACUGAAUCUAUUAUAGUCAUACGAAAGCAUGAUAAUUCUAACUUUCAUCAUGAAGAAAUUCCUUUUUUUUCAUUUGACGCAUAUUGAACAUCUGUUGCACAGGAUUUGAGGAUAUUAAGUAAUAGACAUUUCAUUUGACUGGAAUAAUUUGCUUAAACAAACAUCGCCUCGAUUACAUGUAAACUCAUCCGUACAUUAGUUACCUCGUAACCAAAGAAUACAAAAAGAAAAGGGGGUGGCAGAGGAAAACACGAAACAACUUCAUGUUCUUCUCUUUAUUGCUAAACCGAUUAUUAUAAUACUUUUUAAUAAUAGUUUAAGUGUUGCAGUGACUUAUAAUGACGUAUUUUUGUCAGCCAGACCCAGAAGUUAGCAUCGUAAAGGGCUCCCUCGAGAAAAAGCAAUUGGAUUUCCCCAUUUGAUUUAGUCAUAUUGCAAAAAAUAACGUGCAGAUCUCUUCAGCUUGUGUUAACUACAUAUUCUAGGCACCAAACGAGUAAAAACCUUUUCCGACUUUGAGACAAGUAAUUGUAAAUUGCUACGUUUUUUUUUCUCCAGGUUUCAGGACUCACUCCUGCACCACCCUAUAGAACACACUGUAACAUGCCCAUGAUGCAUCAGAAGGCUCUUCGUCCUAUCAGAUGUCAAUACAUUGCCAGAAUAACCACAAGCACUUUUUUUAAAACAAGUUUGUUUUGGAUGAAGAGCACUGAAUUUCUUGAGUUCCUCACGUGCAUCACUGAUUAGUUUAUAUUUCUUUAAAGAAGCGUUGAUAUGAUUGCCUUACUUCCCCCAUUGUCACUAAAAUGACACAUUGGGGAUUUCAAGAAAUAUGUUGUCUGUGCGCACAGUCUCCUAGUAUAUACCUCAUGGGAUUUGAGUUUGCAAAUGCUGUGUUCUCUUUCCUUUCCUUCCUUUGACCAGAUAUUUGAUUUGACAGUUUCAAAUACACAACAGUGGUUUGUAUGCAUGCCUAAACUUGAUGUAUAUGUUCAAACUUGAACGAGAACUGCGACCUGGUUUUCACAAUGGAAAGCUAGAUUUUUAAACUUAAAUAUUUCAUUGGGUGGCGCCACACAAACGUUAAUUCAUAAUGAAUUGCAGUGCGGUGCCUUGUAAUGAACGUUGCCUUAUUUAAAGACAUUUAAUGGAUUUUUUAAAAACCAAAGUCAAAAUGUACAUUAGAAGUUCCAAAAUGCAUUCAUUUCUCCAUCUAGUGUAGCUUUAUCACCAUUCGCUCAAUGUAAUCUUAUGAGUGUGGAUAUAUAUUUUAAUAAACUACACUCAGCUGUGGUGGAUUAACUUUUUUUUAAUCCCUAUUUGGUACACUGCACCAGAUAGUCACAAGGUCAGCAUUAACGGAUCCAUAUGAAAUUUGGGAACUCUGCUGUGAACGUGGUACAUUAUGCACAAAUGGACUGAAGUCCUGCACACAGGGCACUGUCAUGCCACCAGUUUAUGAAAGAAAGUUUGUCUGAAAGUCUGUUUUUCUUUAAAAUACCCUUACGGUGAUCAACUUUUCAACUUGUUACUAAUGUGAGACACAAUUUCUCAAAAAUGAUACUAAUUAAUCGGACCUAACCUGCAAACACAAGUCAUUAUUUAUAUCUUAAUGAGCACAAACACACUUACAGCUUGCUGACAAAGUGUUGCGUUAUAAUAUCCAAGAUUAUCUGACUUUUUUUGUGGGAAAAAACUCAACUUUGAGAAGAAUAUUUUUUAAUUUGCUCAUGCAAACUUUCUGAAAGUGUCAUGACGUUGCGCUUUGGAGAGGACGUGCUGUACACAGUCGUCCCAUCGGGGGGCGCUGUUGGCAACAUUUGGUAUUACUAAAACAAAGCAUCUCAUGUUUCUAUAACCCUACCUCUAAUAUGAGUAUAUAAAUCACUGGCAAUAUUAUGUAGAUGUCAACACAAAUUCCUUAUGAUCAAUACUAUAUAUUUCAUGAUUUAGGGGUUUUCUGUUUUAAAUAUUUGUUGUGCUUUACUUUUUUUUCUUUUUUUUUUUUACUCUUGUUGCCUUCUCUUUUCCCCUCCUUCUCUUUCCUUUAUUUACCAUGGGAGCCAAUUAUGUGUACAUAACUUUAUAAAGGAUAAAAAGUGUGAAAGCAUUCAUGAAAAUAAAACUUUAUGGCAAUUUA